AUGUUGUUCCUUACAGUUAGCUGUGGAUCAUUGAGUGAUCCUAUCAAUGGAAGAGUCACUACAACAGGGACCACCCUCUCAAGCAUUGCUACCUACACCUGUGACACUGGCUACACACGUAGUGGAGAUAUGACCAGGACUUGUCAGGCUAAUAGAGACUGGACUGGGUCAGAACCUUCCUGUAAUCCUGUUGACUGUGGUUCCCUGGACGCCCUCUCUAAUGGAGCAGUGGACACAUCCUCUGGAACCACCUUCAUGAUGACUGCUACCUACACCUGUAACACUGGAUACACUCUCAUUGGAGCAAACACUCGGACUUGUGGUAUUGAUGGACAGUGGACUCCAGAUGCUCCAACCUGUUUACAGCUCCUAGCUGUGAUCACCUCCAGUGGUGGUCCAAUGGCUGGUCAGAGUUUCUCCCUCACUUGUUCCCUGAGUGGAGGGGCCUCUCUACAACCCACCCUCUCCUACCAGUGGACGAGGGAGGGAGGGUCACUCAUGACCAGCACAGCAACCCUCAACUUUGACACUCUCUACUUGUCAGACGCUGGUCACACUCAACAUUCAACUUUUCGUCUGGAUGGAAUAACAAACUGUGAGGUGUACAUUGACUUAGAGACAACGGCCAAAGCCAGUGACAUCACUACAAGACUAUCUCAAGGUGUUGAAGGAUUGUGUGCUUGUGGGUUCAGCCCCUCCCUUCUCACUGACGAGUUCAUUGAUUGUUUCGAGGGCUCCUCUAGUCAUGUGACCUACAGAGUUGUUUUGACUGGAACAGAGAAUGUAUCUGCUGUGGAAUUAAUUUCUUUAACUGAACAAUGGAUCAAGGACACUCGAAGCAUCAUAGUACAAAGUACCCGACUUGGUUUGACAAACACUUGCCCUAUGGUGAUCACUGACAGAAAUAGUCCAGAGUGCCCUGAGGACAUCACUAAUCGGACAACUGCUACUACCUCACCCACAGAGAGUGUAGUGGUCAAUGUUGGUGCAGUGGCUGGUUGGGUGGUUGCUGGAGUCUUGGUCAUUGCUGUGCUAGUACUGAUCGUAUUGCUUGUGCUGGUUAUGCUGUUGUUACUAAGGCUACGGAGGUCUGGAUCCAAGGACAUGAGUGAUGAGAAGACAGGCAGCCAACCAACACAACUACCCCCAGUGGUGAUGAGUCAUCUCCCCUCCCAUGAUUACGAGGGGUUGAGCAAACUACAAGAGGAGGCUACCUAUGAGGUGGUGGACCAGCCACGCCCCCCUCCUCCUGCAGACUACCAGCUCUCAGCCUGUGCAGCUUAUGCACCCACUGACUGCAACACAGAGAACAAGUAGACACUGUAACAACACAGUCUAGUUUGUCAAUGUAUGUGUCACUGUUUAUGUAGUUUAUAGCAAGUUGUUAUUGAUCUUAGAUAUUGUCUACUGAAGGCAAAGAUCGAUUAUUAUUCAUUGA
This is a messenger RNA of Halichondria panicea, 1438 nucleotides long. RefSeq names its product E-selectin-like. The transcript has 5 exons. Lineage: Eukaryota; Metazoa; Porifera; Demospongiae; Suberitida; Halichondriidae. The record is from RefSeq and is a predicted model, not a curated record. The coding region runs from base 1 to 1317 and encodes 438 amino acids.